This is a messenger RNA of Paraglomus brasilianum, 1216 nucleotides long. NCBI's taxonomy places the organism in Eukaryota, Fungi, Glomeromycota, Glomeromycetes, Paraglomerales, Paraglomeraceae. The record is from the annotation of a GenBank genome assembly.
UCCGGUACAAGUAACAAAAUUCUCUCCAGUAAAUACGCAAAUACUCUCUUGCUCAGAUGACAAGACUGUUAGGGUUUGGGAUAUUCCUACGCAAGAAUGCAUAGCUUGCUUUGAUGAGCAUCAGGCAGGUCAUCAUGUGUCUUUGGUUGAGGAUGUCAUAUCAAGAGACUAUGCACGUGCAGGAUUGUUUAGUGAGAGUAACCGGAAUCUGUUGCUUUCCGGAUCGUACGAUGAGACAGUAAAGUUAUGGGACGUACGCAUUAAAGAGUGCGCCCUAACAAUGAAACACGAGUAUCCGGUCGAAGACGUUUUAAUGUUUCCCGGAGAUGGAGUGAUAAUAUCAGCGGGUGGCCCUUAUUUUAAAGUAUGGGAUCUUUUAAUGGGCGGAAGAUUAAUACAAACUGUCUCUAAUCAUCAAAAGACAAUCACAUCGUUAUGCUUUGAUAGUCAGCGCACUAGACUAUUUACUGGAUCUUUGGACCAACACGUGAAAGUAUAUGAUGUACAGGAUUAUAAAGUUAUUUAUAACUUUAAACAUCCUGCACCAGUGCUGACUGUUGCUUGUUCUAGCGAUGAUACUCACUUAGCCGUGGGAAUGGUACAAGGACUAUUGUCAGUGCACAAAAGAAAAUCAACAUCCGAGCAAUCCAACCUGUUAACGCACCACAACAACAAGAAAGUUAGAGGCGGGACAUACACGUACUAUGUCAGAGGAGCUCAAUAUCGGGGUGAAGAGGAGGAUUACAUAAUCGAAUCACGACGUAACAAGCAUAUUGCCUUGUAUGAUCAGUAUUUGAGAAAGUUCCAAUAUGGAAAUGCAUUGGAUGCUGCAUUGAGACCAGGUACCCGUGUGAUAGUGACCGUUUCACUCUUGUACGAAUUGAUACAUCGUGGAGGCCUGAAGCAAGCACUCAAAGGAAGAGACGAUGUCUCAUUAGAACCUAUAUUAAAGUUCUUGUUAAAAAACAUCAACAAUACGCGAUAUGCUAGCCUCUUGGUUGACGUUGGUGAAACAACUCUGGACAUGUACGCCUCGGUUUUGAGCAAGUCACCGAUAAUCGAGAAAUUAAUAUCCAAAUUACGGGACAAAGUACAGCAUGAAGUGAAAAUUCAGACUGAACUAUCAAAAGUCCUUGGAUCUCUACAGAUGAUAAUGUCAAAAGGAGUAAUUAACAAAAGAGUACCAGAUGAUAUAGACAUGCAAGAUGAAAUUUGA